Messenger RNA from Trichophyton rubrum CBS 118892, 3173 nucleotides. RefSeq lists its product as uncharacterized. The record is from RefSeq and is a predicted model, not a curated record. The transcript is spliced from 2 exons. The coding region runs from base 1 to 369 and encodes 122 amino acids. Lineage: Eukaryota; Fungi; Ascomycota; Eurotiomycetes; Onygenales; Arthrodermataceae.
AUGCAAAUGCAUGUCGUUAAAGUGACAAUUGGAAAGAAACUUGGCUUGGAUCGCAAAUGGGUAAAUGAUGAUGUCUCCUUGUUUCUUACCCAGAAAGCUCGCGAACAGAUCUUCGAUGCUGCCGGCAACCAAAAUAUUGUACUCUAUGAGGGACCAAAUCUUAGAGUGCUAGGUGCGCCCUUGGAAUGGGGUCUUGAGUCGAAACUACGGCGGAUAAAUAGCAAGCCUGACCAUCCUAAGGUGCCUACGGAUAUACAGGAUAUCCUUAUUAUCCUGAAACUACUGAUAGAACGCAAUAACGGGCCAUUAAAUAGGCAGCAGGUGCGCGAGAAAAACACAAAUCACAUUAACGAGUUGAUAAGGCACUAACCUGUCAGAGAGUGUAGCGCUGAAGAUUGCAAGGAAGGCGAGUCCACUAUAUACUCCAAGCCAGUACCCAAUACGUUCGUUGGGCCUAGUAUCGUUGGCAUUUGUCCACCAUUGUAACCAAAGGGCUAGAUAUAUUAGCAAGGUCGUGGGGUAGCAAUAUGGCUUCCAAGACUUACAGGGGAAAGUGACGCCGACAACGAAGGCACAACACGCCAGUAGGUAAAGUGAGAUAGUCCACCACCCGGCGUUCUUUGCAUAGUAGGCAUAUACCUUCAUGUCCCCGGUCAUACGACUACUUUCAAGUUCAGGAUCUUCUAGUAUCUCAAGUUCAUGCAGCACGUCGUCUGAAAGUUGUUGUUCUGGUCGAGAUGUGGUAGUUGUUUGGCUUUGGUUCGCAAGUUGUUUGAUAUCAUCAUCUGCUGAUAAGCUUUCUAGGUUACCUUGCCGAGCAAUUUCCCCAUUUUCAUUGAGGAAAAUGAUGUUGUCUGCAAAACUAAGGUGGUUCGCUUUUCGCCAGUAUUAGCAAAGCGCUAGGUAACUAUAGUAUGAACACAAGGCUUACCAGAAUUUGUAGCAAGAAUAACAGUGGACUUUAGCUUCUUCAACAAACCGUCGGGCCCGAAAAUUGUAUCUAACAUGUGCCGCUCGGUCGCCCGAUCAAGCCCCGUCAAGACGUCGUCGAGAAUCAUAGUAGAGUUCCUGGAGUAAAGUGCACGAGCAAAGGACUAGAUAGAACAGGGUCAACAUUUAGUACGUAGUUUGCUUCUAACGGAAGGCCUAUCUACCACUUACCACGCGCAUUUUUUGACCGCCACUGAGCCUCGAGCCUUGGGUGCCAAUGUGUGUUUGAUCUCCGUUUGGUAGUUCCUCAAGAUCUGUUCGAAGGGCACAGGCAGAAACAACAGUAUCAUACCACUUUUUAUCCCACUCACUCAUACCAACAAUGUUACUUUGGACAGUCCCCCACGUAACCCAGGGGGAUUGCGGGCAAUAUGCAGCCAGAGAGAAGCCAGUUCUUAUUAAGCCGGAUACGGACGGCAUUUCACCAAGUAAAAGUUUUAGAAGAGUAGAUUUUCCAGAGCCAACGGAGCCAAAAACCAUGGUGAUUUCACCACGAGGAAUCUGGAAGUUAAGAUUCUUUAGAGUUGGCGAGUCACCUCCUAUUGUGUAACCUACCGACGCUCCCUCGACAACGGCUACAAAUGCAUCAGUGUCUGAGUCAGGGUCCUGUAUCUCCUUCAGAAUGAUAGUAUCUUUCAGGGUAUCAGCAGGAGUAGAAAGCCCGGAAACUGAAGAGUCCCUCCUAUCAUGCAGUGGUAUCCUGUAAUCCACUCUCUCCUGUGAGUUGAGGUAAUCUUGGAUACGGCCGAAGCAAUUGAGAACAGUUUGAAGGUUCUCGAAGCCAUUGAUAAUAGUGGUCAUUGGAUGAUUGAGUAGUUCAAAAAGGCUGAGCGAAGCAAAAGCGACUCCUUCAGUCAAUGUUCCUGUAUUAUUUUUCUUUGCCAGCAAGAUGAAUGCGGUGAAGCCCCAGACCGGAGCCAGUUCAGAAGAAGCAAAUGCUGGGAGGUUUCAACAUUAGCCGUCUUUUCAUUCCUUGUUAGGAGUAUUACUUGGCUUCGCUCACCCGCAACAAAUACUAGUAUGCUAUACACACCAUGGCGAAGAGAGGCACGAAUCUCGUCCAACCGCAGAUUUGUAAUACGGGAAGACACGAUGUCGGCUAGGCCAGUCAUUUUAAUUGCCUUUGUUGAGCCCAAUGACUUUGCAGUGGCAGCAAGACGAAUUUCUAUUGCUUCCAGCCACGGGAUUUGGGCAUCAGCUGCUGCCUUUGCAACAGGGACCCCUAUAAUCAAGCAGGCUAUAUAAAGUGGUUAGACUUGUCUCAAGGCGCCCGGAAUUAGACGUUGUCAUACCGAUAAUCCAUCCAACAGGAGCAACGAUGGCAAUUCCAAGGAGCCUGUGCAACUGCCAGAGAGCAAUAGCAAUCUCGAUGAAACCAGCAUAAACCUCGUGAACAAGAGUCAUGCUAUAGCCAAUACGGUCAAUAUCUGCACUCAUCAAAGUGAUUGCUUCUGCGUUGUCCUCAUUUGUGGAGCCGACGCGCAAAGUCUUGCCAAAUAUAAAGGUGACUAGACUACCGCGGUACAGAGUGAGCAAACGGUACGUUUUAUGCUCAUAAACCGCGUAUGCUACCUUCAUUCAUGUGUAAGUACUUAUGGUGAUUGAUACGCAGAUAUUAGUGGGAUUACUCACUGAAAGUCCAAUAUAAACAACUGCAUAGCCCCCGAUAAGUGAGUAGGCGAUAUUACUUGUCUGAGCAUGAGGGGCUUGGGCAGUAAAGUCGAGGACCCGUUGGACAAGAAAGGGCUGUGAGUAACUAAAACCGGUAUACGCCAAUCGAGGCAAGAUGCCGGCCAUGAUAUACCAUUUAUAAUGAGUGAAAAACACCCAAAAUAGGGAGUAUCUCUUAGUUUUAUCCGCUACGAGUACUAAGUCAGCACCACCCGAAAUCAAGAUAGAUGGAAACCAGAAAAGUUAAAGGAGUCAACAACGUACCAUUUUCCCAUUUUUCAAGAAGGGCAGUUGGCUCAGAUGCAGCCAGCAGCUCUUUGUCGAUAGGGGUUAUCGUAUUGACAGUUAGUAACGUCCGGAAACCGUUGAUGAACAGGCGGUUUAGCCAUAGGAAGAGCGAUCGGUUGAUAACGCCGCUUGUUGCUUCGGGAGAAGCAUCUUUCCACUUUGCCAGCAGGAGGUGGCGCUUCUCGGUAGCCUCCAGAAUAAAGGCCAGAGAUUUGACAAUAAAA